Botrytis byssoidea is the source of this 1375-nucleotide messenger RNA. RefSeq lists its product as uncharacterized. The transcript has 6 exons. Bases 522 to 1016 code for a protein of 164 amino acids. NCBI's taxonomy places the organism in Eukaryota, Fungi, Ascomycota, Leotiomycetes, Helotiales, Sclerotiniaceae. The record is from RefSeq and is a predicted model, not a curated record.
UCGUAUUAAUUAAUUGACGACUCAACGUUCAAAAAGAUGCUGUCGAGGCUAUUCGCUCUGUUAGGGCUAUCAAUCCUUGCUUCGGUCCGGGCUGAAAGUUCUAGUACGGAGAGCUCAAUUGCGGAUAGUUCUUCCACGGCUUCAGCAUCAAAAACAAGCUUUGUUUCAUCACCACAAGUUCAUCCACAAGUUCAUCGAUAAGCGCUUCGAAGACUGCUGCUACGACGCAUGUUGUAUCGGUUGGUGCAGAUGGCCUCAACUACGAUCCUAAAGAAUUGACGGCGGAUGUUGGAGAUAUUAUUGAAUUUUGCUUUUAUCCAUUAAAUCAUUCUGUGGCGAGAGCAGAAUACAAACAACCAUGUAUACCAUACGAAGACACUGGGGCAGGAAAGAUUGGAUUCUGGAGUGGUUUCGAACCUACUGCUAUUGUCUCCAAUAAUCCGCCUAUAUUUAACUUACGUAUUAACGAUACAGAACCUAUAUUCUUCUAUUGUUCGGCUCCUGGUGCAUGUCAAGAGGGUAUGGUCGGGGUUAUAAAUGCCAAUGCUACGCAAACCUUCGAUGUUCAGUUUGCGUAUGCUGAAAAUGCAACGAUGGAGUUCUCUCCCAAUGAAUAUUUUCCCUUAGAAACCGCAAAAGCCGUUGCUUCUGGCUCCUCCCAUAAAUCAUUACCGGCUGGCGCCAUUGCCGGUAUCGUCGUUGGUGCAGUCGCUGUGAUAGCUCUAGCAGGCGCUCUAUUCUACAUGUGCGGUCGCCACCGAACCAUGAAAGAAGUAUUUCACAAUGGACCAUCGACCGGGCCUCCAGCUAGCAGCAACCCUUACGAUGAUACUCAUAAUUCUUAUAUGUCGCAAGGCGGCCGUACAGUGUCCGAAGCCAAUUAUCCAAAUAUUUCCAAGUUCGCAUCUGGUCUUUCAGGCUUAGAUACUGCAUCUGGACGCUUUUCGCCUCACCACGGUGCUUACACGGAUCCCGACACGAAUAGUUUUAGAAGCCGAAGUCCGCCGAUUGAUUAAGUGGGUAUGCAGACAGUUAGAAAUGGCCAGUAUCAGAGUGUAUCGGUUGGAAGUCCGAUGGGAAGUCCUGGAUUCCCUAGCCCGGCUCAUAAUCACGAGUCGCAUUUAAGUUCUCAGGGGUAUGGAGGACAAACAUUGAGUGAGAUGGAUGAUAGGAGUGCACAAGACGCUUUGAGAUUACAAGAAAAAGAAAGGCAAACCAAGGACAGGGCCCGAUCGAGCUCCCGGCUCCAAGCAGAAGCGCGAGUAUGACCGCAGGCGCGCCUUCCCCGGAAAGAGAAAGGCCGUUUUCGUAUACAGAUAGCGAGAGUGGGUAUGCAGGAAUGAUGAGAAAUGAAGUGGGUAAAGGCUACCGAUGA